This is a messenger RNA of Alligator mississippiensis (American alligator), 737 nucleotides long. It is a transcript of the gene SERF1B, whose product is annotated as small EDRK-rich factor 1B. Bases 71 to 259 code for a protein of 62 amino acids. The transcript has 3 exons. The record is from RefSeq and is a predicted model, not a curated record. Lineage: Eukaryota; Metazoa; Chordata; Crocodylia; Alligatoridae.
GGGAGGUAGAAGGUUCUGGCAGCGGUGGUGGAGGCGGUUGGCAGCGUCCCGGCUGGGCUAUUGUCUCGCCAUGACCCGUGGAAACCAGCGUGAACUUGCUCGCCAGAAAAAUAUGAAGAAAGCCCAGGAGACCCUUAAAGGGAAAAGAAAAGAGGAUAGCCUGAGUGCUUCACAGAGAAAACAAAGAGACUCUGAAAUCAUGCAACAAAAGCAGAAAGCGGCUAAUGAGAGGAAGUCUCUCCAGAGCGGAGACAAAUGAAUGAUACAGAGGGGACUUCAAUCUACAGUGCAUCAGUGAAGUUAUGGGGCCUAAAAGAUCAGAUGUUUGUAAUAGUGGCCAGCCAUUAAAUGGUUACGUUUAUCUUAUACUUGCAGAUUUGUUAAGUUUGCAGUUAAUUUUCUGGUUCAUAUAGGCUGAGUUAUCUGGGAUAUCUCUUCCAAAACUUUACUUCUUUGCAUGCUUAUGAGAGAUAGUUGGUAGCAAUAGCUUAACUGCAGCUUUCAUUGUUAACGAUGUUGGCUUCACUAAAUAGUUUGUGUAACUAUAUGAAGUAUUGAAUCUGCAGUUAGACCAUGUCAUCCUCAACAUGAUUCUUGAAGUAAAACUUCCCUGCAUUCUGAAGUGGAACAACUUUAAAACCAGUACCUUUGCAUGGUGCAUUUAAACUGAACUGUAAAGGUCUAAACUGUAAAUCUCAUCUUAAAUUAUUUUUACAAUAAAAUGAUGUUGCACGAAA